CUCAGGACACACGAGGAGCCCGUGGUGUGCCACCCCGCGCUGCGCUGGUGGCACUGGGAUCGCCGUCCCGCUGCCACGCAUGGAGGCCACGGGCCAGUUUGACAUGUGGCGGGACUACCUGGGGCUGGCGGCUAUGGUGGCCAUGUUCCUCCGUGACCCCGUGGGCCCUGGGGACACCUUGGUGCCGCUGGGAGCCCUGUCUCCGUGCGCUGGGCCAGCUCCAUGUGUGGGGCCAGCUCCGUCUGCUGAGCCUGCUCCACGUGCGGGACCAGCUCCACGUGCGGGACCAGCUCCGUGCUCGUUCUGCCAGCACAACGGCGAGGCCCCGGGCGUGUACUGGAGCCACAGCCUGCGGGACGCGCAGGGACGCCUGCAGUGCCCGGUGCUGCGCAGCUACGUCUGUCCCCAGUGCGGGGCCACGCAGGACCAGGCCCACACGCGCCGCUUCUGCCCCCGCACGCACCGCAGCUACACGUCCGUCUACUCCCGCCCGGUGCCCGCCAGGAGCAGGCAGAGGAACACCAGGAUGUAGCCGAGGGAUGGAGGAUCCCGUGUCAGCGUGCAGGGACUUCCUCAGCGGAUGAGACCACGGCUUGGAGCUUGACUGGGACCAGUCUCCCCAGUUUGUGCCGCCUCCCAGUGCCGCGGCACCCCGGAAGAGUCGCUCCGGCCAGAUUUGGGUGCUGCCAGCGGGGCCAGUUCUGAGUUUUGGGUUAGGUUUGAGCUUUGAGUUCUGAGUUUUGGUUAAUCCCAAAAGGGGUUGGUGCUCCAUUUGCUGGAGCUGUUUCCAGGUUUUUUGGGUUGAAUUUUUGACUUUUGGUUAAUCCCAGGCCGGGAAGGGGCCAGUGCUCCAGGUGCUGGAGCUGUUACCAGUUUUUUUGGGCUGGAUUUUUGAGUUUUGGUUAAUCCCAGGCCAGAAAGGGACUCCAAGUGUUGGAGCCUUUAUCCCACCACCACAGCCGUUCCUUAGCGUUUUGGGUGGGUUUGGUGGGAUUUGUU
This is a messenger RNA of Vidua macroura (Pin-tailed whydah), 999 nucleotides long. It is a transcript of the gene NANOS3, whose product is annotated as nanos C2HC-type zinc finger 3. Gene Ontology annotation, cellular component: perinuclear region of cytoplasm. The transcript has 3 exons. NCBI's taxonomy places the organism in Eukaryota, Metazoa, Chordata, Aves, Passeriformes, Viduidae. Gene Ontology annotation, molecular function: mRNA binding; zinc ion binding. The coding region runs from base 80 to 532 and encodes 150 amino acids. The record is from RefSeq and is a predicted model, not a curated record. Gene Ontology annotation, biological process: negative regulation of translation; oogenesis.